Phascolarctos cinereus (koala) is the source of this 5268-nucleotide messenger RNA. It is a transcript of the gene TFCP2L1, whose product is annotated as transcription factor CP2 like 1. Gene Ontology annotation, biological process: regulation of transcription by RNA polymerase II. Gene Ontology annotation, cellular component: nucleus. NCBI's taxonomy places the organism in Eukaryota, Metazoa, Chordata, Mammalia, Diprotodontia, Phascolarctidae. Gene Ontology annotation, molecular function: DNA-binding transcription activator activity, RNA polymerase II-specific; RNA polymerase II cis-regulatory region sequence-specific DNA binding. The record is from RefSeq and is a predicted model, not a curated record.
GGCUUUGUUGCGGGGGCUCUGGCCACCGGUGUGUCACACUCCCCUCACUAUAUUGUCUGCGCUCUCCUGAGUUUCGAGAAGGAAAGAAACCAUGCUGUUUUGGCACACUCAGCCGGAGCACUACAACCAGCACAACUCCGGCAGCUACCUGCGUGAUGUCCUUGCACUGCCAAUCUUUAAGCAGGAGGAACCUCAGCUGUCCCCUGAGAAUGAAGCCAAACUGCCCCCAUUUCAGUAUGUGCUUUGUGCAGCCACAUCACCAGCUGUGAAACUUCAUGAAGAAACUCUGACCUACCUCAACCAAGGUCAGUCUUAUGAAAUCCGACUUCUGGAGAAUCGGAAGCUGGGAGAUUUUCAGGAUCUCAACACAAAAUAUGUGAAGAGUAUCAUCCGUGUGGUUUUCCAUGACCGGCGGCUCCAGUAUACAGAGCAUCAGCAGCUGGAGGGCUGGCGAUGGAGCCGACCUGGGGAUCGAAUCCUGGAUAUUGAUAUCCCUCUCUCUGUUGGCAUCUUGGACCCCAGGGCCAGCCCCACACAAUUAAAUGCAGUUGAAUUUCUGUGGGAUCCCUCAAAAAGAGCUUCAGCCUUCAUUCAGGUCCAUUGCAUCAGCACAGAAUUCACACCCAGGAAGCAUGGGGGAGAAAAAGGAGUUCCUUUUCGAGUGCAAAUCGAUACCUUUAAACAGAAUGCGAAUGGGGAGUACACAGAACACCUGCAUUCAGCUAGUUGCCAGAUCAAAGUGUUUAAGCCAAAGGGAGCAGAUCGGAAACAGAAGACAGAUAGGGAGAAAAUGGAGAAGAGAACUGCACAGGAGAAGGAGAAGUACCAGCCAUCUUAUGAAACUACAAUCCUCACAGAGUGUUCUCCGUGGCCAGAUAUUCCUUACCAAGUAAACAAUGUCCCAUCACCGAGUUACAACAGCUCUCCAAACAGCUUCAGCCUGGGAGAUGGCAACAGUUCUCCAACUCACCAAGUGGAGCCUCUGCCUAUCAGCAAUGAUCACCUCCUUCCUUCCGCUUCUAUUCAAGAUGCCCAGCAGUGGCUUUACCGCAAUAGGUUUUCUCCAUUCUGUAGACUCUUCUCAAGUUUCUCUGGUGCUGACUUACUAAAAAUGUCCAAAGAAGAUUUUGUUCAAAUCUGUGGCCCUGCUGAUGGGAUCCGGCUCUUCAAUGCCAUCAAAGGCAGAAAUGUAAGGCCAAAGAUGACCAUCUAUGUGUGCCAGGAUUUGGAGCAGAACAGGUCUCAUCUUCAGCAGAAGAGAGAAGGUGGAGACAGCAAUUUGUGUGUGUACCAUGCCAUCUUUUUGGAAGAGCUGACCACUUUGGAGCUAAUUGAGAAGAUUGCAAAUCUCUACAGCAUUUCCCCUCAGCAUAUUAACAGAGUCUACAGGCAGGGACCAACGGGGAUCCAUGUGGUGGUGAGCAAUGAGAUGGUACAGAAUUUCCAAGAUGAAUCUUGUUUUGUUAUCAGCACGUUAAAAGCUGAAAGCAAUGAUGGCUACCACAUCAUCUUGAAAUGCGGACUCUGAAUGCCAGACCACAUCAGACUCCAAGGCACCCCUUUCUUUCUCCCUUCUCCCUUCCACGUAGACAUCACCCCAGCUGCAAAAUACAGAGACUUGUUUGGAAAAAAAAAAAGCGAAAGCUCAAAGGGGACCACCACAAUUACAGGAAACAGCGAUGACAAUGACAACUUGGCAGAGAUGGAAGAAAAGACAUUGUCCAGAAAAUGUGCUCCCAUCCCCUCCCUCACUUCUUUGUCCUCAGGCCUUCUUAAGCUCUCCAAUUUUCUCAUCCUUGUUCACUAGCCAUGUCAUUCUAGAAGGAAAAAACAACAGCACUCAUUUUUUUUCCCUCUGAAGCUCACUCCUGGGGAGGAGCCUGGGUUUGAAUUUUUUACCCUUUGAAUUCCUUGGCUUCCCUGUCUCCCAGUCCUCUUGUUUCACAUCAGCGCCUUCUCAUUGACUAAAUGGAUCUGUGGGUAAAACUGCUGGAUGCUAGUAACCUGCUCUGCCAAGUCGUCAAGGCUCCUAGAAGUACUUCCCCUUUUCAUUUCUUUUGGGGAAUGCCUCCCCUUUUCUUUUCCUCUUGAGGUUUAAUGAUGUAACAGAUGUGGGUUCAUUUUGUGUUGUUAUCCUAUCUCUGUUGCUCGCCCUCCUUCCUUCCCUAUCCGUGUUUCAGAAUAAUUUUGUACAUUUUUAAAGUAUGGAACAACCUCUCCCAGGGCAUGCUUUGUUGCAGUCGUAUCUUCACUCAGAUGUUUGUGAAUGCCCCACUUUGUUUGUAUUACCCACUGUAUUGAUAAAUGUUCCUUGGGAAGACUUCUGGGGCCCUCGAGGUAAGAUUGGAGCAUUUUCUAAGGAUUCCACAGCUAAAGAAAGUGGAUAUUGACUUUCACAAAGGAUAAUUGAAAUGGGGCUUAAAGUAUAGGCCACAGCCUAUCCUGUGGUUUGGUGUGCUUUUAAUUUUAUCUUUUCUUUUAAACAUUUGUUAGAUUGGUAAUGGCUGGGAAAGGAAAAAGCCCCUGAAUUUCUAGUUAACCCUGAAAUGGUUUUGACAAUUAUGGUACCAGAGUUCUCGGGUUUAUAUACAAAAUUUAACUGGGGAAUGACCUUUGUGAAUAUUAUUGACUCCACUAGGUUUGGUAAGAUAACUUUUUUUUCUACGUGCUACCUGUCAUAGUUCUGGCCUGUCUCAUCUGUAGGGGAAAGUUUAAAGCAAUCUUGAUUGAAGAUGUGGAAGGGACUAGAUGAUAUUUUAAGGUCCCUUCUAGUCCUUAGGACAUCGGUGAAAUAUGCAUGGGGCCUAAGUGUGCCUCAUGAAAAUUCUGGCUCUUAGAUCUGCAGUUGUUGGCGAUUUGCAUUUGAGUUUGGCAGAGUGGAAUUGGAUUAGACUAUUGUUUAUUAAUGGUUUCUAGAACCCAGUGAACCAGAUUGUCUCAGGGCCUUAACUAUCUGUGGUUGUAAAGGGCAUAAAUACCCUUGCGAUGCUGUAUGUGAAACCACAGUAUAUGUUGUGCUGGUGACCUAAGAGGUUUCUUGUUUUCUGUUCAUUUUGAAUUUGUUCUGUUUUCUUUCAUUCAGAUUACUUUUGGUUAAGUGGUACCUAUUAAUUGUGCCCCAUGUAGUCCCCAGUACCAUUUCUCCUUCCUUAGCCAAUCUGAGUAGCAUAUAUUGCCUUGAGGUGCUUUUAAAAUGUUUUGGGGGGGGGGAUUUUCACAUUGUUAGUUCAUUUGAUCAUCACAAAGAUGAAGUAGACUGGGGACAUCUAUUAUUGUUCCCAUUUGACAGCUAGGAAAACUGAGACCCAGAUGACUUGUCUAAGGUCAUGCACUUACUGGCAGAACUGGGAUUAGAACCCUAGUCUUCUGACUCCUGGCCCUGUGCUCUUUUUUAGUGGACUAUCAAUCGAUCAGCAUUUAUUAACUACAUAUUAUGCCAGGGACUUUGCUAGGCACUAGGGAUGCAAAUACAAAGAAUGAAGCCAUUUCCACUCUUAAGGGGCUUAACAAGACACUUUACUUGGGGAGAAAUAAAGGGUUGUAGUCCAUGUGGAAGGGCUUUGCCCAAGCUGAGUGUCUACCCACACCUACAGGUGGGUAGAGCUAUAAUGAUAAAAUUUAAUUAUAAAAGAGGGUUUCAUCUAAUUCUGUUAACUUACUUAAAUUUAAAGCAUUUCUAGAGCUCAUCUUCCUCUGUACUGAAGCUGGCCAGUAGGCAGAAAAAUAUAGGAAACUUAAAAUGGGAGCGCAGGCCACUUCCCUUCUAGAGGCAUCCUAUCUCAGUCACUCAUGCAUGAUGCUUUGCAUUUAAAAGAGCUCGUGGGUCUUUGUAAAUGAAGAAAAUAUUCUGAAGUGGAAAAGUAAUAACAAGUAAGACUACAUCCAGCUGCCUCUCCUCAUGGAGCUUUCUGUUGCUGUUCGGUCAUUUUCAGUCAUGUCCGACUCUUUGUGCUCAAAUGAGUAGUUUUGACUCUUAAUCACUGUGAUCUUUAUGAACUGGGCACAUAUGUACCUGCUUGUGAGAUCUGGAUCAAUUUUAUCCUAUCUUCCCCUUCAGAGUUUGUUUUUUUUUCCCCUUCAGAGCUCACACCUUGAAUGGCAAAGCAACGAGGCUCCUUGAGUAAAUGUAGCUGCAACUUCAGUGAGUUCAGGAGUUAAGUGGGUUGGCUGGAACAGGAACCCCCACCCUCACCCUCACCACCUCCAAGAGCUUGUUUCCUUUGGUGACCCCUUCCCUAUUCUGCCUCUGGGGUGCUGGUGAAGAGCUAUUAACCUGCUGUGAGCUCUCACCCAUACUGCUCACAAAUCUCCUAAGUCAAGGGUUGCUUCAGGGGAGGGCCUGAAUAACUAAAUGUCAGAAAAUCAUUAACAGGUUAGAGUUGGCAAAAAAGUUUUUAAAAAAAGAUUUUUUUCCUUCUAUUGACGUAGUCAGUGGUGCAGAGGGAAAUAGCCCCCAGGUUAUAGAAAAGGAAGAAAAACAUACAGGGAGUAGAAAGUAAGAGACUGGCUACACAGAUGUCCCAGCAGUAACAAGGUAACAUCAUGUCUCUUCUUUCCCUGGUUAAAUAUAUAAUGUGUCUAUAGAUACAUACAUCUAUAUACAUUUUCAGACUGAAGCCCAUUGUUCAGCUAAUCUUGACUUUAGCCAUUAAGACUUGGCUAAUAUGAAAGUUUUGGAAAACUAACCCACUUUUACUGCCUGGUUAUCACUAAAUUAAUGUGGAUCAGCCUCAAAAUAAAUUUUAAAAGCCAAACUGAAACACCUCAUGGUAUAAAAAAAUUAGCAAGCCCCCUGUUUUCCUUUCACAAACCUUGACAUUAUUUAGGCAUUAGAUGGGGUUUGGACUUUAGUAGCCAUUAGAUGUUAUUGUGUUAAUAUAUAUGUGUACCUAGUGGAGAGUGUUUAAACACUUCAGGCUUUAUUUUUCCAAGAAGCCUGGCCUCUGGGUUACUGUUAACUAGGUCAGCUAGUCCUUUAUAUCCCCAAAUACUAUUAUCAUAGGGCAAGCCUUCAAAGGUAGUACAAAUAAUAGAGUUGGAUUUAUGGGAAUUUCUUUUUGAGAUUGCUCCAUUCAAUAACACUUUUAGUGUGUAUGUAUUUGAUAUAUACAUUACUAAAAUAGAUUGAUUAUGUGAAAAAUUCUUACCAGUCUGCUCUCUCUUUCCUCCCUCAAAGAGGUAUGGAGAUGGUUAGCAUUCUGAAUCACUGUUCUGGGUUUAACUUCUUACUCAGCGUCAUUGUACUUGCUUACUUACAGGGAUCACUUA